Melospiza melodia melodia is the source of this 2535-nucleotide messenger RNA. It is a transcript of the gene ATP6V1H, whose product is annotated as ATPase H+ transporting V1 subunit H. The coding region runs from base 178 to 1611 and encodes 477 amino acids. Gene Ontology annotation, biological process: proton transmembrane transport. Gene Ontology annotation, cellular component: lysosomal membrane; vacuolar proton-transporting V-type ATPase, V1 domain. Gene Ontology annotation, molecular function: proton-transporting ATPase activity, rotational mechanism. NCBI's taxonomy places the organism in Eukaryota, Metazoa, Chordata, Aves, Passeriformes, Passerellidae. The record is from RefSeq and is a predicted model, not a curated record. The transcript has 14 exons.
GCUCUGCCCGGGCUGCCCAGGGCGGCCGCGGCCCCCUCUGCUCUGCUCUGCUCUGCUCUGCUCUGCUCUGCUCUCCUUCCCUCCUCCUCUCCAUUCCCUCCCCGCUUCCUCCCCGCCGGCCCCGCACGGCCUCCGCCGCCGGCACAUCCCUGCGGUACACUUUAAUUAUCAGUCAAGAUGGAUAUCAGAGGUGCUGUGGAUGCUGCUGUCCCAACAAACAUCAUUGCUGCCAAAGCUGCUGAGGUUCGGGCAAACAAAGUAAACUGGCAGUCAUAUCUCCAAGGUCAGAUGAUUUCGGGUGAAGACUGUGAAUUUAUUCAGCGCUUUGAACAGAAAAGAAAUCCAGAAGAAAAACAGGAGUUGUUGCAAACAGAAGGCAAUCAAUGUGCUAAAACAUUUAUAAACUUGAUGACUCAUAUCUCCAAGGAACAGACUGUUCAGUACAUUCUGACUAUGGUUGAUGAUAUGCUGCAAGAAAAUCAUCAGCGUGUUUGCAUCUUCUUUGAUUAUGCAAAACGUGGUAAAAACACUGCAUGGUCCUAUUUUCUGCCAAUGUUGAAUCGACAAGAUCUCUUCACUGUGCAUAUGGCAGCAAGAAUUAUUGCCAAACUGGCUGCUUGGGGGAGGGAGCUUAUGGAAGGCAGUGACUUGAAUUACUAUUUCAACUGGAUUAAAACUCAGCUUAGUUCACAGAAACUACGUGGUACAGGGGAUUCAGGAGCAGUCUCCACAAGUGAUAGUUCCCAGUAUGUACAGUGUGUUGCUGGAUGUCUGCAGCUGAUGCUCAGGGUCAAUGAAUACCGCUUUGCAUGGGUAGAAGCAGAUGGAGUGAAUUGCAUCAUGGGUGUCUUGAGCAACAAAUGCGGUUUUCAGCUGCAGUAUCAGAUGAUUUUCUGUGUGUGGCUGUUGGCAUUUAGCCCUCAAAUGUGUGAAUAUCUUCGUCGGUACAAUAUUGUCCCUGUGCUGUCGGAUAUUCUUCAGGAAUCUGUCAAAGAGAAAGUAACCAGGAUCAUCCUUGCCGCAUUUCGGAAUUUGUUAGAGAAGUCUACUGAGAGAGAAACUCGCCAGGAAUAUGCUCUUGCCAUGAUUCAGUGCAAGGUUUUAAAGCAGCUAGAGAAUUUGGAUCAGCAGAAAUAUGAUGAUGAGGACAUCAGUGAAGAUAUCAAAUUUCUACUGGACAAGCUUGGUGAGAGCGUGCAGGACCUUAGCUCCUUUGAUGAAUACAGCUCUGAGCUCAAAUCAGGAAGACUGGAGUGGAGUCCUGUGCACAAAUCUGAGAAGUUUUGGCGGGAGAAUGCUGUAAGACUAAAUGAGAAGAAUUAUGAACUGCUCAAGAUCCUGACAAAACUUCUGGAGGUCUCUGAUGAUCCGCAGGUGCUGGCUGUAGCUGCUCAUGACGUGGGAGAAUAUGUACGCCACUAUCCCCGUGGGAAACGAGUGAUUGAACAGCUUGGUGGUAAGCAGCUGGUCAUGAACCACAUGCAUCACGAAGACCAGCAAGUUCGUUACAAUGCACUGCUGGCUGUGCAGAAGCUGAUGGUUCACAACUGGGAAUACCUUGGGAAGCAGUUGCAGUCAGAACAACCUCAGACGGCCACUGCACGGAGCUAAGCACCUCCAUCAGUGCAUGCAGUUUGUGCUCACAACUACAGUGUGUUUCUCUUUAAAUGAAUACAAAGGAAAUUCUGAAAUCACAUGCUCUUUGUCUUCUACGGGUGCAUAAACAUUCCAACUUUCCUCUAGUGUUGUUGGCUUACUAAAAAUUUGUUUAACUAGGUCUGCUGAUUAUGCCUAUUAGCUUCUUGUUCUAUUCUGAAUGUAUAUGAAGAAAUGUGGCUAAUAUAUUGCAUUUGUUUUAUGUAUUUAUUCUCAUAAUAAAGACAUUUAUUAAAGGAUAUCCAUUCCAUAAUGGAUAUUAUAAUUAGCCUAGAAAAAUUGUUCAUUUCUUUUAAUGGCUUAUCAGUGUUGUCACUUUCCAAGAAAAGUAAGUUGUCCCCUUAUGUCUCAGACAAAUUAGUAAGGCUUUGACUUAGUGUUUCAUAGAAAGUGCAAUAGCCUGAGAAAUAUUGAUUAUCAAUACUAAAACAUAUACCAAGUCUCAAAAUAGUGUUGAAAUUGUAUAUAAAAGCAAAGGUAUGGGUAGGGCUUUUUUGGGAGGGUGGGGUAGUUUUUUUGUUGGAAACUACAUUAAAAAAUCUGGAAAUGAGAAGAGGAAAAGAAAACAAUCACUCCUCCAUCAGUGAAAACACAGCCUCAAGAUUAUAAGUCCAGCUGUAUAACACCAGUGGUUAAGGCUGUAGAUCAGAGAUGAAGUUGAGGGUGUGUUUGUUUUUUUUAAUGUGCACUACUAGCUGCUGAAAUUGUAAUUUCAUGGAGUUUUUGGUUAUUGAAAAUACUUGUAAAUGUUAGGGUUCUGGUUUCAUUCCAAAAUCCAUUGAAUUUCUUUUAUAUUAAGCCAGAUAAUUUGGCUAUCAAUAUUUUCUGUGUUUUGUGUUCAGUAUAAAAUAUGUAAUCAAUAAACUUAAGCUGAUCUUG